AUACCACCCAGGACCAUCUAGGUUUUGCUGUUGUGAUACAUCUCAACACCUCUCAGAAAGCAAGUCCUAACUCAUCUUUCUUCUUCUUCUUCCUCUUCUUCUUCUUCUUCUUGUGCAAUUGAGGAGCUUUCUUAACAUUUUUGUGAGUGUAGAAAUGGCAAGCUGCGUAGAUAUCGCAUCCACUGAACAGCUCUGCUACAUCCCUUGCAACUUUUGCAAUAUUGUGCUUGCGGUGAGUGUUCCAUGCAGUAGCAUGCUCGACAUAGUGACCAUCCGGUGCGGCCACUGCUCUAAUCUUUGGUCUGUCAACAUGGCUGCUGCUGCUUUACAGUCAUUCACCAAUUGGCAAGAUUUUCAGGCUCCUAGGCAGGAUUACAAGAUUGACAUGGGUUCAUCUUCAAAAGGCAAUAACAAGAUCACAAUGCGAGCACCAUCGGCGAAUGUCACCGAGCAAAGGGUUGUUAAUCGACCUCCCGAGAAGAGGCAGCGUGUACCUUCAGCCUAUAACCAGUUCAUAAAAGAGGAGAUUCAGAGGAUCAAGGCAAGUAAUCCGGACAUUAGUCACAGGGAAGCAUUCAGUACUGCUGCCAAAAACUGGGCACACUUUCCCCAUAUUCAUUUCGGGCUGAUGUUAGACAACAACAAUCAGGCCAAAAUGGAUAACCAUUCCGAUAAGCAUUUGAUGUCAAGGUCGGCACUGCUAAACAAGUGAACCUGUGCUUGAUUGCUCAAAGCUACCUCGUAUUUCAUUUGAAGAUGCGAAGACUCUCUAUGAAACCUUUGCUUAUUAUUAUUAUUAUGUAAGA
This is a messenger RNA of Syzygium oleosum, 806 nucleotides long. RefSeq names its product axial regulator YABBY 5. NCBI's taxonomy places the organism in Eukaryota, Viridiplantae, Streptophyta, Magnoliopsida, Myrtales, Myrtaceae. The record is from RefSeq and is a predicted model, not a curated record. Gene Ontology annotation, cellular component: nucleus. The transcript is spliced from 7 exons. Gene Ontology annotation, biological process: multicellular organism development; abaxial cell fate specification; cell fate commitment. Bases 155 to 712 code for a protein of 185 amino acids.